Molecule: messenger RNA, 2364 nt
Organism: Oryctolagus cuniculus (rabbit)
Lineage: Eukaryota; Metazoa; Chordata; Mammalia; Lagomorpha; Leporidae
Gene: TXNRD3
Product: thioredoxin reductase 3
Biological process (GO): cell redox homeostasis; glutathione metabolic process; cellular response to oxidative stress
Cellular component (GO): mitochondrion; cytosol
Molecular function (GO): glutathione-disulfide reductase (NADPH) activity; thioredoxin-disulfide reductase (NADPH) activity; flavin adenine dinucleotide binding
Source: RefSeq, a predicted model, not a curated record
GGGCGGGGCGGUUCCGGCGCGCGGCUCUUGGCCAGUGCGGGGCGUGGACAGCGUGGGCAGCUAUCACGGCCCCUCAGCCGCAGUCCCGGCACCGCGCCUCAGCGAUCGCCCUCGCCUCAACUCCUGAGUAGCCCCGGCCUGGCCGGGAGCGAAGUCGACGCCCUGGAGCCGCCUCCGCCGCCGCCGCCGCCUCCGCCACCGCCGUCGCGGGCGCUGGCCUCUCCCGGGCCAGGGAGGGUGGGCGUCUCGCCCAACCGCCGUCUGGACAGCGUCCGCGGCAUGCCCACGUCCUCGCCUCCGGGGCGCCGCGCCCGCGUGCUGUCCCCCGGCACCAGCCGGCCGUCUUCCGAGGCUCGCGAGGAGCUGCGGCGCCGCCUCCUGGAGCUCAUCGAGGGCAACCGGGUGAUGAUCUUCAGCAAGAGCUACUGCCCGCACAGCGCGCGGGUUAAAGAGCUCUUUUCUUCUUUGGGAGUGGACUAUAAUAUCCUGGAACUUGAUCAAGUCGACGAUGGAGCCAAUGUCCAGGAGAUGCUGUCAGAGAUUACCAAUCAGAAGACCGUGCCCAAUAUUUUUGUAAAUAAAGUACACAUGGGCGGGUGUGACCGGACGUUCCAGGCGCACCAGAGUGGUUUGUUACAGAAGAUUCUCCAGGAGGAAUCAGCCUACGAGUACGACCUCAUCGUCAUCGGCGGAGGCUCGGGCGGCCUCUCGUGUGCCAAGGAAGCCGCCAUUCUGGGGAGGAAGGUUAUGGUGCUAGAUUUCGUGGUCCCCUCCCCUCGGGGCACGUCCUGGGGGCUCGGGGGCACUUGUGUGAACGUAGGCUGUAUUCCCAAGAAGCUGAUGCAUCAGGCUGCCCUCCUGGGGCAGGCGUUACGUGACUCUCGGAAGUUUGGCUGGGAGUACAGUCAGCAGGUGAAGCACAACUGGGAGACCAUGACAGAAGCGAUUCAGAACCACAUUGGCUCUCUGAACUGGGGCUACAGGUUGUCUUUGAGGGAGAGGGGCGUGACCUAUGUCAACUCCUACGGAGAAUUUGUUGAACAUCAUACAGUAAAGGCAACCAAUCGAAAGGGACAGGAAACUUACUACACUUCUGCCAAUUUUGUCAUAGCAACAGGUGAAAGACCACGAUAUUUAGGGAUCCCAGGAGAUAAGGAAUUCUGUAUUACUAGUGAUGACCUUUUUUCUCUGCCUUAUUGUCCCGGCAAAACGCUGGUAGUGGGCGCCUCUUACGUGGCGCUGGAGUGUGCGGGGUUUCUGGCUGGCCUUGGGUUAGACGUCACAGUCAUGGUGCGCUCCAUCCUUCUGCGAGGCUUUGAUCAAGAAGUGGCAGAGAAAGUGGGCUCCUACAUGCAGCAGCACGGUGUCAAGUUCUUAAGAAAGUUUGUACCUGUGAUGGUUCAACAGUUGGAGAAGGGUUCACCUGGAAAGCUGAAAGUAACGGCUAAAUCUACGGAGGGGCCAGAGACGAUUGAAGGCGUGUACAACACGGUUCUGUUAGCUAUUGGUCGCGACUCCUGUACGAGGAACAUAGGCUUAGAGAAGAUUGGAGUGAGAAUCAACGAGAAGAAUGGCAAAAUACCGGUCAAUGACGUGGAGCAGACCAACGUGCCCUAUGUCUAUGCCGUCGGAGACGUGCUGGAAGGCAAACCGGAGCUCACUCCCGUGGCCAUCCAGGCAGGCAAGCUGUUGGCUCGAAGGCUCCACGGGGCGUCCUCAGAAAAGGUGUAUCAUACUUUGUUUUGGCCUCUCGAAUGGACGGUAGCCGGCAGAGACAACAAUACUUGUUAUGCAAAGAUAAUCUGCAACAAACUGGACCAGGAUAGGGUGAUAGGGUUCCACGUGCUUGGACCCAACGCCGGGGAGAUCACCCAGGGGUUUGCAGCUGCCAUGAAAUGCGGGCUCACGAAGCAGCUCCUGGAUGAGACCAUUGGGAUCCACCCCACCUGCGGCGAGGUAUUCACCACUCUGGAGAUCACCAAGUCCUCGGGCCUGGCCGUCACUCAGCAGGGCUGCUGAGGCUAGUUAGUGCUGCCGCCGCGUCGUCCUUGUCACGCUCGCCUCUCUCAGCGACGGGCCGCGCUCUCGACCCCAGCCCGAGGCGGUGCGAAGGUGGACAAGGAGACGGGACAGCAGCAGGUGUCGCCAGCCCUACCCUGCCGUCUGGAGAAGCAGCGCGCUGCUGCCUUGACGCCCUGGCUCGGAACCCGCCGUCGGGUGAGCCCCGGCCGACUCUCCUGCAGGUCUGGGUCGAGCCGCCCCUGGAAGGCUCUGGAGUGGCACCGUUAACCCAGCUCCCCUUUCUCGUUCCUAGCGUCGUUACUCCCUUGUUGUUGAUGUGAAAAUAUACUACCUAUUAGGAAA